Messenger RNA from Conger conger (European conger), 2450 nucleotides. RefSeq lists its product as uncharacterized. The record is from RefSeq and is a predicted model, not a curated record. Bases 139 to 561 code for a protein of 140 amino acids. The transcript has 2 exons. Lineage: Eukaryota; Metazoa; Chordata; Actinopteri; Anguilliformes; Congridae.
UGUCCGUCCUGUGACCCUGUCUGCAUUCUCAGGCCUGGUUCCUGCUUUUCUUUUCUCUCUCACUCACUCUGUCUGCAUUUCUACACCUCCACUGAUCCAGACCCCACGGAGAGGCACCCCCGGAGGACUGAGAUCCUUAUGGAGGCCAAAAGCAGGACUGGCCCAGGGGCCCCUAGGAAACAGACAGAGAGGACGGGGAAGAAGGAAGCAACCACACCUCGCAAGACCAACGCCACUGCCCCCAUCGCCCCGCCCAGGAAGAACAACCCCAGCUCGGCUGCACCGCCCCCUGAGGCAGCCCCCCCCCCUGUCGUAGCUCCGCCCCCUGAGGCAGCCCCACCCCCUGUCGUAGCUCCGCCUCCGGACACAGCCCCGCCCCCAGAGCAGCCUGCUGAGGACGGAGCAGAGCUGCAGAACCACCAGCCGCCAGCAGAGGGCGCGGAGACCGGAGAGCCCAGAAAGCACUGCCUGGACUGCCUGAAGCCCCUGCUGAUUGGCGGCGCUGUCGUAGCUGCGGCCGCCAUACUGGUGGGAGCGUUUCUGGUAGCACGAAGGAAUUGAGGGUGUAUCAGCAUUUUCCUAAUGGAGGGGUUAUGGCUUUAUGACUUGAAAAUGCUGUCACUGGGCAAUUGAUUUUGGGGUGCUAUAGUAGUUAGUAUAGGCUGUAAAUUAUAUAAAGGCCACAUGUGAAGCUUUUAUACUUAAGUACAUAAAUACUUCAAAAUUGUGUUUACAUUUUAUCCAGUCUGGUUUGCCCAAAUGCACACUCUUGUCAACCAUGAUCAUUACUGUAAUGUAACUCCAACAUUUCUGUCAUUUGCCAGGGUCACAACUUGAAAUCUUGAAAAAUAACCUAAACUUUGUGGUAGUAAUAGUAGUUGUUUUGUGAAUAGGUCAAGUUUAGUUUGUAAGAACUAAAGCAAAAUGUUUCUUGUAAACUUUUGUGUAGUCAUUUUGUACAUGGCUUUAGGUUACGUGCAACACAGCCAACAUCAUAACUGAUUUCUAGUAAAAAAAAGAAUAGCUGAUUUCUAUUUCUGGACUAAUCGGGAUGUUUCUUCAGGUAUUUCAGAAGAGGUUAUGUGGUGGCUGUGUAUGUACAUAAAUAUGUAAUAGAAUAUUUUAUCAUUUGGCCAGGUUACAUUUAGUUUUUGCCUCUAGAAGAAAUUGAAAAGCAACUGAACUUUGCAGCACCCUUAUAUAGACAUUUGUUAACUGAAUGAAGUUCAGGACAACAACAGGUUAUCCUAAAGUUAGACACUUUAGUUUUGGCAAGUUAGGAUGCUUCUGUAAUAUACAUUUCCUAUCUGGAGUUAUGAUAGGACAAUGAACAUAGGAACUGUUCUUCUGUAAUGGCUAUUUUCUUAAAUCAGGUCCUAACUGAAAUUAUCAUGGUAACAGAUAAGAUAGGAUUUGAAAAUUUUGUUAGAACAUUUCUGUAAUACGGCCCCAGGCACCAGACCUGAAUCAAAUACAUAUUUGUUUUGAAUUCAAAUACUUUUCUACACUUUAUUGAGCUUGUUUGGUGUAUUGGAACCUAUGAAAUACUAUGAAUGUACCUAUGAAUGUACUUAAAAUGUACAAACACCACAAGUCCUCUUGGCCAGCUCAAUUUCACCAACCACAAUCAAUCGAGCACAGAAAAGCAUUUGAACCCAAAACAAAUUUGUAUUUGACCCAGGUCUGCCUUGCAAUGGUUUGUACAUUCAUGACUCAGUUAUACCACGCAUACAUUUUAAGUUAUACAUUUCAACAUUGUCUGUGCUCUGAACUGAAGGCUUGCAAAUAGUUGAAAGAUUUUGUUAAUAUGUGAGAUGGUGACAACACGCUAAUGGAGAUAAAGUCUGUCCAAUGUGUCAAAAUAUACAGCAAUAUUGGAAAGAAUAACAUUACUCACCUGUCUUAAUAUGCAUUAUGCAUUUCAGAAUGUAUCAAGUAAAAGAAAAACAGAUUUUACAGUCAUUUCACGAAGGUUCUGCAAUCUGUGCAUACAUUUACAAAAUGAAAAUGACAGUAAUACGUUGGUAUUUUCUGGUAUAUUUGAAUGUUUUAAUUUCUUUUGGGCUGUAAAUCCCAGCAUGAAACUGGGCAAAUUACUGCAACCUGUUUCUUUUUUUAUUCUUUCUUUUUUUUUUGGCUCAAGCACUUUAAGAAUCUAUUUAUGUAAAAAUAAAGGUGAUGUGGUAAUGCAUGAAUUGUGUGUUCAAGCAGGAGGACCCAGGUAAAAUUAAAUAUAAUUUUAAUCAUUUAAAAAAAAUCUAAAUGCACGAUUAGGUCUUAAAUGUCUAUAUACUGUAAUUAUGUGUAUAUACACAAUGAUAAGAUGUAUACAUUUGUUUGAAGCUGUAUAGGCAGAAUUUUACAGAAAUACUUAGACAUUGGCAAUAUGUCCCAACCUGGCUGCAGGAACUAAAGCUAUUAAAAUGAUUUCUGUUGUAAUACUGCCAUAA